UGGGCAACCUGUGAGGAGGCUGGUUCCAGACCUCAGUACCGUGGGACCAUGGCUGCGCAGGGCUUACGCGCGCAGAUGGACUCGCUCCUUCUGCAACUGCUCCGGGACCUGGAAGAACUGGAGGCGAAGCGGGCAGCACUGAACGCCCGGGUGGAGGAGGGCUGGUUCUCACUCUCCAAAGCUCGCUAUGCCAUGGGUGCCAAGUCUGUAGGUCCUCUGCAGUAUGCCUCCCGCAUGGAGCCUCAGGUCUGCGUCUACACCAGCGAGGCCCAGGACGGACUCCAGAAGGUCUGGGUGAUGAGAGCCAGCGCCCAGACUCCGGAAGAGGUGGGGCCCCGUGAGGCAGCUUUGCGCAGGCGCAAGGGUCUCUCCAGAACCCCAGAGCCAGAGUCCUCCCCAGCCCCCCGGGACCCUCUGAACUGGUUUGGAAUCCUAGUUCCACACAGUCUGCGUCAUGCCCAAGCCAGCUUCCGGGAAGGCCUGCAGCUGGCUGCAGACAUGGCCAGCCUUCAGAUCCGCAUUGACUGGGGUCGAAGCCAGCUCCGGGGGCUCCAGGAAAAACUCAAGCAGCUAGAGCCCGAGUCUACCUGACUUGUGACCAGAGGCUGGACAGUGAGCACAGCUGUUCUUUGGUGUAGCUACCUUAUCUCAGGCCUUCUUCCUUCACAGAUUGCCGCUGCCCCAACUAAUCCCCGUUCCUUAAAAUUUCUCUGGUUUGCAUGUUUCUAGCUUUGUUAGGUGUGAAAGUUUGAAGAGCCUCAUGAAUAUAUCAGCUGUGGUUUCUUUACAGGAUAAAAUACUGCACAGUUAGUGGCAGGGAAGGACAACAAAUAGGUGCUUCAGUUGCACUAAUUCUGAAAACUGAUUUUGGUGUAGGAAAAAAAGACAAACAUGGCUAACAAAUUAAGACAAAAUGAUUCCAUGUCAAUAAAAAACGUGAACACCUAAGUAGGUAGGUAGUCCUUGGCAGGUUUUAAGCCAGAAAGUCUAAAAGAUUUGACUUAGAUUUUCAAGGGAACUCAAGGAACUCUUCAUUUAUCUUUAUAGGAGUGAGACCAUGCUACGUUUAAUUUUUGAAGGGCCAAAUGUAUUUCCCGUGAUGGGAUCUGUGUCCUUGCUUCAUUAUCCUACUGGGUUGUUUUUUUAAAAGUUUGCUUGGGGAAAAUUAAUCCUUUGUUCAUAAUAUGAAAUGUAAAUAUUUUUCCCAAUUUCUCUUGUAACUUUGCUUAUGUUUUUUUUAAACUUCAUUUUAAAAUAAAAUGCAUUAACCUGCACAAAA
Molecule: messenger RNA, 1279 nt
Organism: Lutra lutra (Eurasian river otter)
Lineage: Eukaryota; Metazoa; Chordata; Mammalia; Carnivora; Mustelidae
Gene: VMA22
Product: coiled-coil domain containing 115
Exons: 5
Coding region: 49-591 (180 amino acids)
Biological process (GO): vacuolar proton-transporting V-type ATPase complex assembly
Cellular component (GO): extrinsic component of endoplasmic reticulum membrane
Source: RefSeq, a predicted model, not a curated record